AUGCACUCACCAUCAAGGAAGGACUUUGUGUCUUUAACCUUCACUGGAAGUGGCAACUAUAACAGCAAACAGUGGAAAAGACAGUCCUGCUGGAGGGUGAGUGAGUGCUGAAGGAAGUCAACCAACCUACUUAUCUUAAUCACAAACUCUGAUCUGAUGACUUACUAUGUACUAUUUACAGUUGAUUGAUAGGCUAUACUAAAUAUCCCACUGAAUGUUUUAUACCGCAAAUGCAGCAUUACAUUUUAAUGGUUAACUAACUUGAUUGAAAAAAUGCCUCGAGACACAUUAUCAUCAUAUCCAUAAUAUAAUGUGAUAGUCACUCAAACAGAAAAUGAUUGUAGCUCAGACUUGUCAUUGUCAAUCUUUGGAGAUAUGACACCAGGAUGUUGAUGUUUAUCAGAAGAAUAUGAAAAUGCAGUGCCUCUGUACAGUACGUAGCAGCAUGGUACUGACAGUUGAUCAGACAUGUAGCACUUUGUGGCAUUCAGUGGUUCUUCUGUAUUUCUUGCUUAUAGUGUGAAUGUCUCUCCUGACAGACAAGCCAGUGCAGUCAAUUGUAACUGAGUUUUUGUGUUUUUCGCUCUGUGCUUACAGCUUUGUCAUUUUCUAUCUCAUCCAAUUUGCACCCAUUUCUCCACAGAAAUGGAAACAGUUAUCCAGAUUGCAGCGCAACCUCAUCCUCUUCACCAUGGCUCUCAUGUUAGUUUGUGGGAUUGCCACUUACCCCACUGUCACAGAACACUUCCGAGGUAAGGCCAGCAAAAAAAUCUAAUUGUUAUGAUGUAUGGUGGUGGUGACUCUGUUUUUGAGGCACCAGAGACUGAGCAUCCUCCCCUAUGUACCUCCUCAGGCCUUACUGUUGUUGUGAAGGAGGAAGGGGGCCAUGUUCUGAAACCUGUCAUCCCUGAGGUCCUACCUGAGUCGGACAAACAGAACCAACUGCUAGUACCAGAGCCACCUUCAGAGGUUGGUACAUUCCACUCCUCUGCUUUACUACUAAAGCUAGCCUUUGGCUGUGAGAAAUAUGUGCCGUGAUACAUUCAGUAAGCAAUGUUUUUGAAUUAAAGCACUUCCCUCCCUUUAACGUGUCUCCUCCUUCAUAAGCAGAAGAGGGCACCCGAUAAGCGGGGGCCACCGGGCCUGCAGAAUCGUCUGCAGAAGAAAGGCAAUGGGUCAGAUAUCCAGGUGGAGGAGAAUCAGAUACAAGAAGCAAAGAAAGCUGACAUAGAGGAGGGAGAGAAGCCACUUGUUAAGUAAGACUAGUCUCUAAUCAGUGGAGAUGACUAAUGGAUAAUGAAAGUAAAUUCAUCUCUGAUACAUAAGCCUUUAUUGCAUGCAUGGGUUAGGGAAGCGAUUGUGAUGAGUACUCGGAAUAGAAACUACAACUCCAUUCCAACCAAAUAUAAACAUGUUUUCUGGUCUUCUCAUCUUGACUGACACCUAUGUGUAUUUAGCAGGCGUGGGGCCUUGAUUGAGGCUGACCAAGCCACCGAAGGAGGAACUGCCAAGGAAGCAGAGAACAAGGUGGAUGUCCCAGCGGUUGAGCAAGAGGACCAUUCACACAAGGAGCCAGGUCUGUACCCUGCUUCUGCCGCUUCUCUCUCUCUCUCUCUCUUUCUCUCUCUCUCUCUCUCUGUCUCUCUGUCUGUGUGUGUGCAAACCCUCCAUAGCCCACCAUUCAUGACCAUUAACAACAGUUGUUUAUUAACCACAAGUUGAGUUUGAUAGAGGGCAAACUAGAGCUUUGAGAGGAAAUGUGCAGAUUUAGUUAUUGGAAAUAGAAGUAAUUCAUUUAUAAUUCUUUGGAUGGUAGCUAAUUAUCUUGGCGUGUGCGUUUCAGAAGUCGAUAGGCUUGAGGCAGUACGAGAUGCUUUCAGACAUGCAUGGAAGGGCUACAAAGAGUUUGCUUGGGGCCAAGAUGAGCUGAGGCCCAUCUCUAAGUCCUAUGGAGAGUGGUUUGGCCUGGGCUUGACCCUGAUUGAUGCACUGGACACCAUGUGGAUCCUCAACCUCAAAGAAGGUACUUCAGUGUUUCCCCUAGGGAGUUUUUACAGCAGUGAUGGCAAAGUUAGCUGUUUUAAAGCUAAUUUCCUGCAAUUCUACACAUAUUGCCAUGGAGCAAAGAGAACAUUUGACAGUUGUAAAGCUAGUUUCCUCCAAUUCUACACAUUUUGCCAUGGAGCUGAGAGAAAUGUGAUAGUUAGUUCUCAAAGAUUAUCUUAUUUAAAAAAAAUAUAUAGCUCCAUUAUCUUUUCUACAUACUUUAUAUCUGGUUUAAGUUGACACUGAAAACGUUUAACCAUCGCAAAAAUUAUUCCCCCCCCCAAAAAAAAAUGUUUAAUAUAUACAGUAUAUUAUAUACAGUAUAUUAUUAUAUUAUUAUACAGUAUAUAAAUAAUAUAUGACAGUAUAUUUAAUUUGGCGGCCACGAUUUAGCAGCGCCGGUGCGCCACUGCUAAAUGCAUAUAGGGGAAACACUACCUACAUUCAUGAUCCAACUUUUCUUUAUACCUGCUAUAUCAGAGAGUUUACAUGGAGUUAGACCACUAAAGUUGUGGUUGGCCUCUUUUGGACAGAGUUUGAGGAGGCUAAGACCUGGGUGUCCACGGAGCUCUCCUUCAAUAAGAACGUUGAUGUGAACCUGUUUGAGAGCACCAUCCGUAUCCUGGGCGGCUUGCUGAGCACUUACCAUCUGACUGGAGACACUCUGUUCCUGGACAAGGCUGUGAGUCACAUAUACAGACAGAGAGACAUACAGAGAGCUGGCUGUUACUGCUGCUGGGCCUCUGACACUUCCUCUUCCACUCCUUCUGCCUCUCAAAGACCCUUUCAUGGGCUACUGCUAAUGCUGCUGCUGGUCAUAUGAGUUCAUUCGUGAAAUAACUUGUUUUUCUGUGGGAGGGGGUCUGGCUAGGGAAACAUAUUGAUCAGCCUUCUGUUGUUCUUUUGAUGACCUUGCAGAAAGAUAUAGGAACAAGGUUAAUGCCUGCCUUCAACACCCCAUCCAAGAUCCCUUACUCAGAUGUGAACAUUGGAAAGGGUACGGCCCACCCCCCUCGAUGGACGUCGGACAGCACUGUUGCUGAGGUUACCAGCAUCCAGCUAGAGUUUAGGGAGCUGAGUCGCCUCACCCAGGACACACGCUACCAGGUAAUAUUCAUAAGCAAUGUUCUAGUGAAAGGACUCGAUUAAUGUCAGCCUUUUGUACAACGUUCGAUUCUACAGUACUUUAUCAAUUAUCUCUGACAACACUUUGAGCUAGAAUCCUUAGUUGCUACAUCAAUUUCUGGACUUAUAGAUUAAUGAUGUAUACCUCAUUGAUUAUUGAAAAAGAUAACUUAUAAAUGCCUCAUGAGCUUAGUUCAACUGUCGUACCCCAUCAGAACCAAAAAUAUAAGCUUGUUUUACUCCAAUGUUUGUAAAUAAAGAAAAUGUAAACAAACACUGUAUAUCCUCAACAUGAUUAAAACUAUACUGUUAAUAUCAUGGAUGAUCAGUCCUUGCAUCCAUAGCUCUGUCUAUGAAUUUGAGUGGUUACAUUUCCCCAGGCCCAUUCCUCAGCGUUGUACCAAAACAGAAGCGGGGUGACUGCUUUGUUAGUGUUUCAGUUAAGGAUUCUAGCUUUAACUUCCAUAUUCCUCCUUCCCCCUUUCUCAUCCAGGCUGCAGUGGAUGAGGUCAUGCAGAAAGUCCACAAGCUGGAAGGGAAGCAGGAUGGCCUGGUGCCAAUGUUCAUCAACACCAACAGUGGUCAGUUCACCCAUCUAGGGGUGUUCACCCUGGGGGCCCGGGCAGACAGCUACUACGAAUAUCUCCUUAAACAGUGGAUACAGGGAGGCAAGAAGGAGACAGAGUAAGUUGGAUUGGAUUUUCUAAACACUUUUCCUGUCUACUUUUCUCAAGGCUGUCAUGAGUUUGAGGCUGACACUAAUUCACAGUCAGGUCUAGCUACUCGAUUCCUACUCAUCUUGUCUAGGCUCCCUGCUAAGUACUGGGGGGCAGGCAGCAGAGUUGUCACUGUUCUAGCUUGCUGUCAUGUUUGACAGUCCUAAAGCUUGAUCUCCUCAGCUCCGUUGAUGUAACUGACAUGACUUAAACAGCCCCGUUUCUCUGUUACCUGCAAUUCUGUGUGGAUAUGGCAGAAUGGCUGUAUGCCGUAUCAGGCUGUGCAUAAGACUGAAAUAUUAAUGAUUGUCUGGGAAUAUUUGCUUAACGUCAUGCACAACUAGGUCUUCAGAGCUGCUUUAGAAAACAUUUAUCCUCAGUUGGAACAGCUCUCACAGACCCAGCACAGCUUGAGGACUUUGAUGCUUGAGGACAGAUUUAGUUAUUGUGCUAUGUUUAAAGUACUUCUUUGAAAUUGUAUUUUUAUUUCCUUGGCUCAGCGCUGUAUCAGUUGGUGUUGACACUAGAUUCUAUGGGACACUUAUCAAGCAAUAAUAGAAAACUACACAAGUACCAUUCAGCUGAUGAUGUUUCUAAGUACAGUGAGGGAAAAAAGUAUUUGAUCCCCUGCUGAUUUUGUACUUUGCCACUGACAAGAAAUUGAUCCUCUAUUUUUUAUGUAUGUUUUUGACUGACGAGACAAAUCAACAAAAAAAUCCAGAAAACCAUUCAAAAUGAAAUGAUUUGCCAAUAACCUACCUUAAAUUAUAGCUGUCAUGUCUUUGUCAUGGGAAAGUUCAGCAGGGACAAUACUUUUUCCCUCAAGUAUUGUACAGUUAUGGCCAUUUCUUUCAGUCAACCAAUAGUGUUUUAUAAGAGCAACAAAUAAAGUACGUUCCGAGUGUUGCUGUAUCUGUGUCGUAAGUGUGUUCUCAGUGUUUGGUGUAAUGCGGUCUGUACUGUGUUCCCAUGUGCUGUAAUGCUGUCUGUACGUGUGUUUCCAAAGCUGUGUCUGUAGUGUGUUCUCAGUGUUGGAUGUAAUCUUGUCUGUACGGUGUUCUCCAGUGUUGCUGUAAUGCUGUGUCAUGUCCCAAACGUGUGUUCCCAGGUUGGCUGUAAUGCUGUGUUGUACGGUGUCUCCACUGUAUGCUGUGGUAAAAUUGAUUUGGUUCUCAAAUGCUGAAACCUGGUAUGUACGUGGUCCAUGUUUGGCUGUAAGUGUCGUACUGUGUUUCCAGUUUUGGUGUAUGCGGUGUCGUACGUGUGUCUCAUUUGGCUUAUGCUGUUCUGUACGUGUGUCUCCAGUGUUGGGUAUGUGUGUCUGACGGUUUUCCAACGUGACAAAAUCAGUGUUGGCUGUAGCUGUGUCUGAUCAAAUACGUGUUUUUCCCUGUUCCCUGUAAUUGUGUCGUACGUGUGUUCAGUGUUUGCUGUUGCUUUGGUCGUGGUUCACCAGUGUUGGCUGUAUGUGGUCUGUCCGGUUUCCCAGUGUUUGGCUGUAAUGUGUGUCUGUAGCCAGUGUGGCUGAUAGUGUUGUUUUUUAUACAGUUUCUCACCCGUACACAUUUUGCGUAAUGCUGGUGGAGGUACUGUUCCAGAGUGUUUGGCUGUAAUGCUGUGUCUGUACGUGUGUUCUCCAGUGUUUGGCUGUAAUGCUGUGUCUGUACGUGUGUUCACCAGUGUUUGGCUGUAAUGCUGUGUCUGUACGUGUGUUCUCCAGUGUUUGGCUGUAAUGCUGUGUCUGUACGUGUGUUCACCAGUGGUUUGGCUGUAAUGCUGUGUUGUACUGUACCAGUGUUGCUGUAAUGGCUGGUCUGACCCAGUGUUUGGCUGUAAUGCUGUGUCUGUACGUGUGUUCUCCAGUGUUUGGCUGUAAUGCUGUGUCUGUACGUGUGUUCUCCAGUGUUUGGCUGUAAUGCUGUGUCUGUACGUGUGUUCUCCAGUGUUUGGCUGUAAUGCUGUGUCAGUGUGUGCCAGAGUACUUGGCUGUAAAGCUGUGACUGUGUUCUUCAGGUUGCUGGAGGAUUACCUGCAGGCCCUGGAGGGAGUGAAGAAGAACCUGCUGAAGAAGUCUUCUCCUAACAGGCUGACCUUCGUAGGGGAGCUGUCCCAUGGUCAGUUCAGCCCCAAAAUGGUUAGUAUACGAACUAUGCACACCAGAUGAGUGUGGGUGAAAGAGCUGUUGUUUUCUAUAAAUCAAAGGAACCUCAAGGUUUUCUUUGAGGCAGGUAUGCAUCCUGUUUAAGGUUGGGUAUUUAAAGCCCAGUUUCACCCAAUACUUAAAUGUUUCCAAUAUCUCAUGUGUCGCUUUGAUGAGUCAAACAAGUGUCAACUCCCAACCAACUGUAGUUCCAGUCUUUUCCAUUAAAAGAUUGUGGGCUCCAUUCUGCAACAUGGACAUGCUAUUUCUCCACUGACUCCCCAACCCUCUGUCUGUCAGGACCACCUGGUGUGUUUCCUCCCUGGGACCCUGGCUCUUGGGGCCCACCACGGCCUGCCAGCCGACCACAUGGAGCUGGCCAAGCAGCUGAUGGAGACCUGCUACCAGAUGUAUGCCCAGAUGGAGACUGGCCUGAGCCCUGAGAUCGUCCACUUCAACAUGCACGAGGGCAGCAUCAGAGAUGUAGACGUCAAGGUGGGUAUAAAGAGGUGCUCCCCUCAUAGCAGAUAUAUUGUUAAACAAUACACUACUGAAGUAUAGUGGGGUUUCUGACCAUUUAUUUUACUGUUGUGAAGUUUUUCAUGGAUAUGAUCAAUUUCCUAUGUGAUUGUUUCUCGUGUCUGUCUGUCCUCUCCUCAGCUUGCAGACAGACACAACCUCCUUCGCCCUGAGACAGUGGAGAGCCUGUUUUAUCUGUACAGGUUCACUAAGGACAGGAAGUACAGGGACUGGGGCUGGGAGAUCCUCCAGAACUUCAACAAGUACACCAAGGUGAGAGAACAGUCACUACCCAGCCUAGACUACUGUUAAUACUGUAAGUAAAUUAACCAGCCUGGUCCCAGAUCUGUUUGACGUGACAAUGACCAUAGGAGUUGGCAAGACGGCACAAACUGAUCUGAAACCAGGCUACUGAGAAAUGCAUGGUUAAUGAGAUAUUCAGUAUGUGGUUAUUGAGUGAGUAUUUCCCCAGAGAUUACAGAUCCUACUUUUAUAGCGUGUGUUGUGUUGGUCUGUGUCUCUCCUCAGGUUUCUACUGGUGGCUACACAUCCAUCAACAACGUCCGGGACCCAGAGUACCCCAGCCCCCGGGACAAGAUGGAGAGCUUCUUCCUGGGGGAGACUCUCAAGUACUUCUACCUGCUGUUCUCAGAUGACCCGGAGCUGGUCAGUCUGGAGAAGUAUGUGUUCAACACAGAGGCCCACCCCCUGCCCAUCUGGCCUUCUGCUGAGUAAGCGACACACCGGCCAAGUCAACAGGACACAUACAUACAGUAAUACAUCACAGCUCAGGGCUUGGCUAACACCAAGAUAUCUCAUUACUCAUUUUUAUAUAUCUGUGACUCAAGUUUGGGUUGGUUUACCCUCUCCCAACUCGACAACUCUGGAAAAAUGCAUAUAUAAAAAUAAAAAUAAACGGAAUUAAUUGUUCGUUAACAAAUGAUUGUAAUAGCCAUGGGGGAAUGACAGCAGUGCUAGUGUGAGAUUGAGGCAUGGUAGCCUUGCAAUUAUAUAUCUAUUUUUUUGUCUGUUCUCACCACAUUGCUGGUGCGGAGUCUGUCUGUCCUCUGAUAAUGACAGUUGUUUACUCUGAAGGAAGAGUGGAAAACAUGAGAGCCAGCCAAGCUGUGUACUUGGCUCAUCGUGGUUAUGUUGUCCACCAACACUAGAUAAUGAGAUGAGUGUGACUGAACUCCAAGCUGUGUCUUAGUCAGAGGCAGCAGAAGCCUGAGAGGAAGUGGAGGUGCUAGUUUGGCAGAAUACAACUCUACUCUAGGAGACCAGUGACACAAUACUGGGCUUUACAGGAAAUGACAUUGCAUUGGGAUAGAACUUCCUGUGUACCUGGAUCAUGUCACUCUCCAGUCUCUCGAUCACAUUCUUAAGAAAUGGUUUAUAUAAAAAAGUAUUUAAUGUUAAAU
Messenger RNA from Coregonus sp. 'balchen', 7967 nucleotides. The record is from the annotation of a GenBank genome assembly. Lineage: Eukaryota; Metazoa; Chordata; Actinopteri; Salmoniformes; Salmonidae.